This is a messenger RNA of Pisolithus orientalis, 2179 nucleotides long. RefSeq lists its product as uncharacterized. The transcript is spliced from 7 exons. Lineage: Eukaryota; Fungi; Basidiomycota; Agaricomycetes; Boletales; Pisolithaceae. The record is from RefSeq and is a predicted model, not a curated record. The coding region runs from base 324 to 1880 and encodes 518 amino acids.
CUGCUGUACCUGGAAGGCUGUGGCUUACUAGGUCUCAGGGGUGUGCGAAAUCAACCCCCUGCGCACACGGGACCCAUGAUGAGAAGGGUAACCACACUUUCAGGCAGAAGCGGUUAGCGGCUUUAUUGACGGGGACACGUCGCCGAGAUCAAGCCUUGUUUUGCCUCGAGGCCCCUCUGAAACCCCAGCUGACCCGGGUACCAGUCAAGUAUGUAACUCUUGAUCUCUCCUGACACCACCACUAUGUAUUUCGAAUUCAGGACCGAUAUCGUACCAUCUAUCUGCUGAGGCAUCUUCUUGCGCCAACUCUUAACCUCCUCAGCAUGCCCUCUGACUUGGACGCCGCCGCCAACAACCCCGCGCCAUGCAGCGUCAACCGUCGCAUGGGCGACACCGAGUUGUCAUACUAUCUCCCUGCAAGGGCAAACGGUGUGAACGACAUGUACCUUCACAUUGGGUUCGAUGCCCCAGAUCAUCUCGUACAGCGCCCACGCGUCCGACUCGUAUGGGCUAUACUUCGUACGCGACACCCUCUUCUGUCGUGUUCCGUCGCGAUGCAUAGCUAUGAAGACGUUAGAUUCGUGUAUACACCACCUCUGACACCACAAGAUGCAUUGGAAGAUGCGGAUAAUAAUCUCGAAUAUAAAUCCGUCACCAAGGAUGAACUCAUCGGUAAUUAUCUCAACGGGGAGCGCACGUUAUCCAAUCAACGUAUAUCCUACCUCAUCAUCUCCAGUGAUACGGCGCCGCUCCCCACUCCACCACUCACUCCUCGGGAGCUAAGCGACGUACCCGAAACGGAGCCGGAUCACAAUUACGAUUUAUUGAUCUGCGCAGCUCAUUUCCUUGGCGACGGUAUGGCAUUACACCAGUUCGCAAACGACUUCUUUGGCUUGCUCGCGUCCGAAAGGAGCCUGCAAGAACUCGAGAUUCUGCUUAACGAGGAAUGGAAUCAGUCUUGCCGUCUUAGUCCUGGAAAGGUGUUUACACUGCCAAAUUGCCUGGAAGACAAUUUCGCCCCUGAACCAAGUAACUUGCGCCGUGCAAUCUGCAAAGUAGACUAUCAACUUUCUCAGGGAAAGCAGAUCGGUGGACAGGCUUUCCCACGCAAUUCGCGACAGCCAAGGCGCACAAUCGUUCCCACAGUGUCCUAUGACGUAGACCGCACAAAAUCUGUUCUGAAGCGUUGCAAGGCAAAUGGUGUCUCUAUCUCGGCUGCACUUUUCGCCAUUUGUAACAUGGCUUGGGCGAGAGUGGGCAAUGGUCCACCCGACCUACCAACCUUGAUGUAUUCGGCUGUGAACCUUCGGCCGUACUUUAAAGUAAACCCUCCACAUGAUUCCUACUGGUUUCUCGCCGUGGGAUAUUUCAACGUCGUUUUGCCGAACAUUAUUCCCCGCUCGAUAGCGCCGAGUUCAACGUUCUGGCACAGAGCACGAUCCGCAAAGGUUCAAAGCGCAAAAGUAGCCAAGACUCCCAUGUUCGUAUCUCGCUGUCGUCUGACGGCAGAAGAAAGGGGCCGACGUGCGCGAAUGUGGGCGAAAGAAGACGAUGAAAGGGAAUGCGGUACGUAUACCCCUCCGGCGCCAGCGCCUACCCCAGCACAACCCGUGAAACCUCGUGUGCCGUCCUCGGCACUCAUUGGUCUUUCGUUGUUGGGGAACCUCGAUGGAAUGUACAAACAUGCCGCAUUCCCAGCUGUCAAGCUCCACACCCUAACCACAGGCAGUCGGCAACGUUCCGGAGGGAUGCUGUUAUUCGGCUACACAUUCGCAGGCAAACUGUGGGUUAGCCUCGGUUACGACGAGAACGGAUUCGACAAGGAAGUCGUGGAGAAAUUUUGGGAGAACGUUUUGAGUGCGAUGGACGAGUUUUUGUAGAGUGAUGCUGGAUAGACUUUCUUUGCAAACUGUGUAGAAACAUUCAGAUGGACUUGUAGAUCCGCGUCUUGUUGACGCCCUGUAUUCGUUACUGUGCUGUACUUUGGCAAGAGGACCGAACAUGGUAUUUGGACAACCUUGCAGUAAGAGAUAUUCUCGGCUUCGUUGUCACCGACUGACAGCGGGUGUCUCAAUUCACGCAUAGUGGCUGACAAAAAAUCCAAAACAGUGCCAUGAAAACAGGGGGCAAUCAGCUGGAACAGUCUGAAUCAUCUACCACCGCGUCGCGACGCGCUUGG